Symbiodinium natans is the source of this 459-nucleotide messenger RNA. The record is from the annotation of a GenBank genome assembly. NCBI's taxonomy places the organism in Eukaryota, Dinophyceae, Suessiales, Symbiodiniaceae.
AUGGCGUGGCGAGUACCAUUCCUGUUAGCUUUUCUGCCCACAUGGCAUGCGCAGAUACUGGACCAGACGCCAACAUGGAAGUUCAAGGUGACUUUGGAUGACACCCUGCAUUUGUCAGCUGGCACGCGCGGGUCAGACCUUUUGGCUGAUUCUGCUUUCACCGUGUUUGUGCAAAGGCUGCUUUCUGGUGCUAUGGUGCUGCCGAUAACCCACAUUCCACCAUCUGCCUUUGUGCUCCAGAACGCCACGGUUUUAGAGGAUGUCAACACAGAAGCUACCAAUGCUCAUGGUGGAGUUGGUCACGGCAAGAAGGCUGUAAGAUUUGAGGCAGAGCUCUCGAUCGAAAGCAGAUCUGUCGCCCUGGAAAUUUGGCGGAUGCCUUCCAUUUCGUUGGCAGGACUUGCGCCGUGGCGUAAGUUACACGUUGAAACCAUCACUGAUAUGUCGAUUUUUCAAUGA